AUGGCUACCGCUGUCACGCCCGGCGCGGCACGCAAACCAAGCCUCUUUUCAUCAGAGUUCCUUGCCUCAAAAUGGGCAAAACUCUUUUUCCUCGUCGUCGGGUUGCAGGCUCUCAUCUGCGUAGCAUUUGAGUCAUACGUAUUCGGGAGAUUCCAGUUCAGUCUUUUAUUGCAAGAUGCCGACAUCAACGACGCCCUCAAAUCGCAGUACCGCACGAUCCCGACGUUUUUGACCCUUUUCAUUUUCGGUUUCCUUUACAUCCUGCUGCUCACGUGGGACGCCCUGCGACUCAAGAACACCAUUCAAAUCAUCGGCCUCUGCGUCGCGAACCUGGCCAUUUUCGUUUACGCCAUCCUCCAAAUCGAUCAGAUCAACAACUCCAUCGCCCGGCUGCUCGGUGCUGGCGCUCUGAAGCCAGAUGAGGAUGACCGGAAUGUGUGGGAGCUGUGCAAACCCUUCCUGAUUGCCGUCCCGGCCGUGAAUGGCGUAAUCACCAUCCUCAUGGGCGUUAUCGCCUACCAGCUAUACCGGGAGUUCGCCUGGGAUAUUCUGAAGCAGAUUGGUGCCGACUACCGGAUGAAGAAGCGGUUCCUGCACUACCAGAUUUACAUCGCGCUUCUCAAGUUCGAUUUCUUCUUCUUCCUCGGGUUCACUGUACAGUUCCUCGUCAUCGUCAACGGCCUCAACGAGGUUGAACUCGGCCUCCACAUCGCCGCCAUUCCCAUCACCAUUGCGAUUCUGCUGUGCGCUGCCUUCUUUACCCGCCACGAAAACCGCAUCGGUGUGUGCUUCGUCAUCCUACUCUACUUUGGCGGCCUCGCCUACUUCUUCUUCAAGCUCGUCCGCAUCUACCAGCCUGGCUACAGCCGGGGCUACGACGCUGUCCGCCGGUCCCUUACUGCGUUCGCGGUUCUCACCAUCGUGCUCAUCAUUCUGACCAUCACCAAUGCAUUCAUCUGUAUGAAUAACUUUGGCAACGGGCUCAAAGCUCACAUCCUCAAGCCCACGGGUCCGGAUCCGGAAAAGGAGGACGCCAACUCGUACCAGCUGAACGACCAGAAGCCGUCUCUACCAAGCCGCAUGACCAUCGACUAA
Molecule: messenger RNA, 1095 nt
Organism: Dichotomopilus funicola
Lineage: Eukaryota; Fungi; Ascomycota; Sordariomycetes; Sordariales; Chaetomiaceae
Exons: 3
Coding region: 1-1095 (364 amino acids)
Cellular component (GO): Golgi apparatus
Source: RefSeq, a predicted model, not a curated record